AUGAAGCCUGCUGCCGAACUUGGAGUCCCAAUACCAACUCACGUUUCAUAUGUUGUCCGUCAGACCACCAAUUUGACUGCAGAAGAACGAGAGAAGAUUCAAAAGCAAACUGAGUACAAUUGUUUCUUCUUCCCUUCUCAGAUGUUACUUGUUGAUUAUUUGAGUGACUCUGGAUCAUCUGCGAUGACUGACAUCCAGUGGAGUGCUUUAUUCAGAGGAGAUGAGGCUUAUGGAAGAAACCAAGGGUACUACGCAUUCCAAGAGUCUGUGAGAGAUGCGUUUGAACGAGGAGACAAAGCCAAGUGGGUAGUCAAGGACAUAGUUAGUGGCAUUCCCAACUUCACCAAUAAUCCGGAAGACCCCUAUUGGACCGACGAAGAAAGUGAAGGGUCUUUUGUUAACAAAGGAACACUUCAGAUGGAACGACCGAACUUCUUUAUCUUACCGCAAGGGAGAUGUGCGGAGUGUUUGUUAUAUGAAGUGAUGUCGAAUGUCUUAGGGAAGGGCGAGUGGUAUUUAUUGUCGAAUGGCUGGUUUGAUACGACCGAAGCGAAUGCGCGAAACAAUGGGUUCCACACUGUCAAUAUGUUUGCGAAGAACUAUCACGACGCAGUGGACUGCGAAACUCUUUGGACUCAAAAUACAUUUAAAGGAGAUUUGGAUCUUGAAAAGGCUGAGGCAUUCAUCAAUGAGAAGGGGAAAGAGAACAUCCCAUUGAUCUUAAUGACUAUCACGAAUAACACUGGUGCCGGACAACCCGUUUCUAUGAAGAAUAUUAGAGAGACUGCAGUGUUAGCCAAGAAGUAUGAUAUACCCCUUUUCUUUGAUGCUGCUCGAUUUGCGGAGAAUGCUUAUUUCAUUAAAGAAUUUGAAGAGGGAUAUAAGGAGAAGAGUAUCAAUGAAAUAGUGAAGGAGAUGUUCUCCCAUGUUGAUGGAUUUUGUAUCUCAUUGAAGAAGGACGGCGUCUGUAAUAUGGGCGGCGCACUCAGUUUCAGAGACAAAGGAGUCUUCUGGCGAAAGUUUAGCACUAAAGGAGACAUUGGAGUGACUUUGAAACAACUUCAAAUUCUUCGCUAUGGGAAUGAUUCAUAUGGUGGAUUGAGUGGAAGAGACAUUAUGGCGUGUGCGAUGGGGUUGAAUGUGGUGAUGGGUUAUAACUACUUGAAAGGAAGAGUUGAACAAGUCCGAUACUUUGGAUAUGAGUUGGCGAAGAGAAAUAUCCCCGUCUUCUUACCGCCUGGAGGACAUGCCAUUUACCUUGAAAUUGAUAAGUUCUUCUCAAACAGAAAGAAUUAUUCACCGGGUGACUUCUUGGGUGUCGGGUUGGUCAUAGAAAUGAUCCGAAUGUACGGCAUUAGACCAUGCGAGUUGGGUCCAUUUGGGUUCGAAUGGGAUAACAAGAACGAAGAAGACAGAAAGGGAAUUAACGAUCAAGUCAGAUUCGCUGUCCCACGAAACGCUCUCUCAAAGGAACACAUCGACUACACCGUCAGAGCCGUCGAACAGUUGUACAUCAACAGAGACAAAAUCCCUAAGGUCGUCAUCUCGAGAGGUCAACAUUUGAAAUUAAGACACUUCCAGUCUGGCUUGAAGCCCGUCUAUGAGUAA
This is a messenger RNA of Entamoeba invadens IP1, 1608 nucleotides long. Its product is annotated as tryptophanase, putative. The transcript has 2 exons. Gene Ontology annotation, biological process: amino acid metabolic process. Gene Ontology annotation, molecular function: lyase activity. Bases 1 to 1608 code for a protein of 535 amino acids. NCBI's taxonomy places the organism in Eukaryota, Evosea, Mastigamoebida, Endamoebidae. The record is from RefSeq and is a predicted model, not a curated record.